This is a messenger RNA of Anisakis simplex (herring worm), 618 nucleotides long. NCBI's taxonomy places the organism in Eukaryota, Metazoa, Nematoda, Chromadorea, Rhabditida, Anisakidae. The record is from the annotation of a GenBank genome assembly.
AUGGUCAACUUUUUGGCGGUUAUUUCUCCAAGUGUUCUGUAUAUCGUUGUUCUUAUCGUUUUAUUUCGGGAACGACGGAAAGGCGGUGGUUCCUACAAAAUAAUGUUUAACUUAGGCGUGGCUGAUAUCAUUCAAAUGUUGUGCUUCACACCAUGUUGGCUAACAUAUUUUAUUGGAGCUACUUCAAUAAAUCCCCUUCUGAACAAGAUAAAUGGUUCAAUGCUAAACGCAGCGUGGAUGACUUCAAUCAAUUUGAUGACAGUGCUGGCGAUUAAUCGAUUUGCAGUCAUUGUCAUCGGCAGAAAGGCUGAACUGUUCUUUGAGGGAAUGGGCUUGAACAUAAUCUUCAUCGUAUUGUGGCUAAUCACCAUCGUCUACUUCAUCAUCUAUAUGACACCUAUACUCACUGUUGUUUAUGUUCCUAAGCGAUUCGGAUGGCUUUACACCGGAAAUGAACCAUACUUGACUUUUGCUAGGUGUAAGCAGCAGGAAUGGAAAGUCAUUGCAGGUCGAUCAGAAGCAAAACAAUUGCCGUCAUCAGACGCCUAUUUCGAGGUGGUCAUUCAAUCGCAACAACAACUGUACAAGCAAACUCAUCUCGUCAGUGAAUUCGCGUGA